AUGCAGAACGGACGUCUUGUUGUACUUCUGGCAACUAUACUUGUGCUCUUGGACGUUGUUGGAGCCAGUCGACCCUUCAUGAAUACCAUCUGGAAGUCAUGGAAGCUGGUAAACGGCAAGAGCUACAAGACACAAAGAGAGGAACGUCUUCGGUUGAGAAUCUUCGUCAACAACUACAUGUUUACAAGGUGGCACAACGAGCGUUACUACUUGGGCCUAGAGACCUACGCCACAGCACUGAACCAGUUCGCUGAUUUGACGCUCAAAGAGUUUGCUGAGAAGUACCUCACAUUAGUGAACCCACCGACUCGCGUCACACAAAUGGAAAGGGAUGUCGAAUUCGCAAGUCUUCACCAUCAAGUCGACGUGCCUGAUUCUGUUGACUGGAGAAAACUAGGUUACGUGACACCAGUCAAAGAUCAGGGGGCCUGUGGAUCGUGCUGGGCGUUCUCCUCCACUGGAUCUCUGGAAGGUCAAUUGAAAAAAGCCACUGGGAACCUGACGAGUCUGUCGGAACAGCAGCUCGUGGACUGCAGCACCGCAGAAGGCAAUGACGGCUGCGGCGGCGGUUUAAUGGAUGGAGCUUUCAAGUAUUGGAUGAAAUUUGGUUCUGAGUCGGAAAAGGACUACCCCUACACGGCACGGGACGGGCGCUGUCGUUUCAAUCGCUCGAAGGUGGUCACAAAAGUGAAAAGAUUCGUGGAUUUGCCAACGCAAGAUGAGAAAUAUCUCAAGAUCAGUGUAGCCAAGGUCGGUCCGAUUUCUGUCGCAAUCGAUGCCGCCAGCAGCGGCUUUCAAUUCUACAGCCACGGCAUUUACGAGGACAAGAUUUGCUCAAACACCUACCUGGAUCAUGGCGUGCUCGUGGUCGGCUAUGGCGCAGACGUCUCCAGGAACAAGUAUUGGAUUGUGAAGAACAGUUGGGGCACCUCGUGGGGUCAGAAGGGGUACAUUUGGAUGGCUCGCAACAAAGGCAACAUGUGUGGGAUUGCCACAAUGGCAAGCUACCCAAUUGUCUCCCUCUGA
Molecule: messenger RNA, 1026 nt
Organism: Mesocestoides corti
Lineage: Eukaryota; Metazoa; Platyhelminthes; Cestoda; Cyclophyllidea; Mesocestoididae
Source: the annotation of a GenBank genome assembly